AUGGCCCCCUCUGCGAUCAGCGACCUCCUCCCCUCCGGGACCCUGCCCUCCAAGUCCGUCACGCCCGGCACGGAAGAACAUGUCCACGGCAUGGAAGACAAGUCCCCCUUGCAGGCCAUUUCUCACGGCGACGUGAUGUUGCCUGGGGUCCCCAAGUUCGAUAACUUCGCCGCCCAACGCCAAUGGCAACUUGAGCAUAUGGCCGCCGCUUUCCGCCACUGGGCACGAGAGGGAUUCGUGGAGGGCAUUUCAGGACAUAUCAGUGUGAGAGAUCCAGAGAACCAUGAGGUCUUCUGGACGAACCCCCUGGGCGUGCACUUCGGCCUCCUCAAAGCCAGCGACAUGAUCGCGGUGAACCUGUCGGGCAAGGUCGUGGGGGGCAACACCAGCCGACCGCCCAACGCCGCGGGCUUCUUGAUCCAUAGCGAAGUGCACAAGGCUCGCCCGGACGUGACGGCCAUCUGCCACGCUCACACCGUCUACGGCAAGGCCUGGUCCGUGUUCGGCCGGCCGCUGGAGAUGCUGACCCAGGACGCCUGCAAGUUCUACAACGCCCACUCGGUCUACAACUCGUACGGCGGCGUCGUGCUCGCGAGCGAGGAGGGCGCCCAGAUCGCCAAGGCCCUGGGCCCGACCAAUAAGGCCUGCAUCCUGCGGAACCACGGCCUGCUGACCGUCGGCAAGACUGUCGACGAAGCCGCCUUCCUGUUCCUCAGCAUGGAACAUGCCUGCCAGGGCCAGCUGCUGGCCGAGGCCGCGAGCCAAGGCGGAAACCUGCCCAAAAUCCUCAUCUCGGAGGAAGAGGCCGCGUACACGAACAAGAUGGAGAGCGACGAAGAGACCUGCUAUGCCGAGUUCCAGGCCUACGUAGACUGGGAGGAUUAUCACAGCAAGGGCGAGUUCAGGAAAUAG
Fonsecaea erecta is the source of this 912-nucleotide messenger RNA. RefSeq lists its product as hypothetical. Gene Ontology annotation, cellular component: cytoskeleton. The coding region runs from base 1 to 912 and encodes 303 amino acids. Lineage: Eukaryota; Fungi; Ascomycota; Eurotiomycetes; Chaetothyriales; Herpotrichiellaceae. The transcript is spliced from 2 exons. The record is from RefSeq and is a predicted model, not a curated record. Gene Ontology annotation, molecular function: actin filament binding.